AUGGGUAAUACGAAUGCGAACAGCAACGCUCCGCCAUCUCCUGGUCGAUGGACCAGUAGUGGACAGGACGCAGCAUCCAAGCAAAUCCAUAUCCGUACGGACCAAGCUAACGGAUUUUACUUUACCGGCGAACUUCUAACUGGCUCAGUUGAAAUUCCAGUGGCAUAUUUUCAAAAUUAUCUAAACAAUAAAAACCAUCGCAAAGCACCUGAUACACUCAUUCAACAAUUAUUAUCGAAUGACAUUGUAAUCGAACUUGUUGGCGAUGCGAUCUAUUCAGCUGAAGUGGAUGCAGCAGCAGAUAGUGACGGACAUUCUCAGCAUCAAGUUAAUGUCUGUCGACAACGUUGUUUUGUAACACUUAAUCAAGAGAGUGCAAGGCAAUCGAUGCCAAGUACUAAUCAAAAUGAGACAUCAUUUGAUCAAACGACAACAACAACAACAACAGUAGCACGUAGUAGCGAUAUCCAAACAUCAGCAUUACCAACGGCAAUCAAAGGUAUAUUUCAAUUACAAAUACCAGAUGAUCUUCCUCCAUCGUUAUUCAAUAAUCGACCGCCAUCCGUGAGCUAUACCCUCGAAUUAAAUCUCUCCUCGAGUCGCUACCGUUAUCAAAUACCUCUUGUGCUCAGCUCGAAAGGUCCCAUACCACAUCCGACGACGAACGUCGAGUUGAAUAAUAACGCAAUUAAUCAGCAUAAUAUCCAUUUACAAGCGUCAACUACAAAACGAUUCUAUCGGCCCGGUGAACAAAUAUCGGUUCGCUUAAACUAUUUGAAUCCACAUCAACGUUUGAUUCGUUCAAUAACCGUUACAUUGAUACAAUUCUAUCGUGUACAUAACGAUCAAUAUCGCUUACAAUUGGAUGGUAAGGAAUGGACAUUUGAUCUGUCAACAAUGUCGCCUCAACGUGAAUGGGUUGGUGAAACACUUCUACAAUUGCCAUAUCAACCAUUACAAGCAUCUUAUUCAAAUCAAUCUGUUGGUACCACUCAACGAAUUGAAUGCGAAUUAGAUUAUAGAAUAUUAAUUGAAUUAAAUGAGAAAAAAGGCGAUGAUAUACAUCUUCUGUUACCGUCGAUUCUUGUUACAUAUCAAAAAGGAACAUAA
Molecule: messenger RNA, 1110 nt
Organism: Adineta ricciae
Lineage: Eukaryota; Metazoa; Rotifera; Eurotatoria; Adinetida; Adinetidae
Source: the annotation of a GenBank genome assembly